AUGGCGUUAGGCGGAAUUGAUUUACAAUUCGACAGAGCGGUUGGAAUCGUGCAAGAAUUACCGAGGGAUGGUCCUAUACAGACAAAUUACGAAGAGAAGCUCAACAUGUACAGCCUCUUCAAGCAAGCAACAGAGGGUAACGUCAAUGGCAGUAGACCAAGUAUAUUUAACAUGCUCGAAAGGGCAAAGUGGGACGCAUGGUCAACACAGAAGGAACUUAGUUCAUCUGAAGCCAAGUACUUGUACAAUGAGACUUUGAAGAAAAUUCUCAAAAGGCACAGCGAUAAAGCAACAGGUGUCGAAUUACUUCUUAAAUUGCGUCAGCCUAUCACAGAUGACGAUCGAUCAGUCUCAGAAACCAGUUCAGAUUCAUCAGGCUCAGCUGAUAAUCCAUCAUUGCGCCUCAUCGUUCCUCCAUCCGUGACAGAGUCUGAUCCAAUUCCACAAGGCAAGUUAAAGCAAGGCAAUGACAUGGAAUUGGCUUGGGACUCAACAAGAUCGUUGCCUCAAACUUAUUCACAUAGCCUGAGCAAGUAUACGAACAAGCGUAUACGAGGAGCAAUUCUACCUUCAAGCAGCGUUGCUGAAGUUACGCCUAAAUCAGAAGACAGUGAUAAUGUUCAUGUUGAAGAUUUCACCGCCGUUCAAGUACGUUUAGAGGCGAUUGAAGCCAAAAUUGAAAGGGUUUUAGAGUCUUUGAGCAAAAUAAACAGUCGCCAGGACCAGUCAAGUAAGCUUAUGGAGCUGCUUAAGAAGAUGGCCAAAGUAUUCACAGCCAAGAAAAUGAUGACAGCAAUUAGCUUGGUCACCAUUUUGUUUAUGAUCGAAUACAGUCAUCAGAGAGAAGAAUCUGUGACUUACAUCGAUGAUUCCAGUCAUGAGUUAUCGGAUAGAUCUGACGAUUCAUUGGAUGAGUUUGACGAUAGCGCGGAUAUUAUCGACAACCAGGACUGGGAAGGUGCAGGCGGUGACUUUACCAAGCAAUAUAACAAGCUAAAGAAUCAAGUACUUCAUAUCAAGCAGUCACACGCUAAAUCAAAGUCUACACUAAAGAAGACUGAUGGCGGUGAUGAUUCUGCCGCUCUUCCAAAUGAUCAAUCCAACGAUCACUCACAUCCAGAUCAACUCUCUUCUCUCAACUCCAGGUUCUCUCAGCAGAUCAAUCUGGCACCGUACACCAAAGAGAAAUCUAAAGAGAAGGACAAAAGCGAUAGAGCUACAACUGAGCAAGUACUCGAUCCAAGAACUCGUCUUAUUCUUUUGAAAAUGAUCAACCGCGGUGUCGUAUCUGAGAUCAAUGGUUGCUUGAGCACUGGUAAAGAGGCAAAUGUCUAUCAUGGCUCUGCUCCCUCUCUGCAAAGAGAUCGUCAAGGUAUACAAUUGGCAAUCAAGAUCUACAAAACUUCUAUUUUGGUCUUUAAAGACCGUGAUCGUUAUGUCAGCGGAGAAUUUAGAUUCAGGAAAGGCUAUGCCAAAAGUAACCCUCGUAAGAUGGUGAGAUUAUGGGCAGAAAAGGAAAUGAGGAACCUCAAACGACUUUGGGAUCAAGGUUUGCCAUGUCCUCAACCAAUAGAAGUCAGGGAAAACGUUUUAAUUAUGGAGUUCUUUGGUACAGAAGAUGGAUGGGCUUCACCAAGACUCAAAGAUGCUCAAAUCGCCUCAUCUAAAUUGCCAAAACUUUAUGCUCAGCUCAUGGUCAAUGUAAGGAAAAUGUACAGAGCUUGCAGGCUUGUACAUGCUGACUUAUCUGAAUACAAUAUUCUAUAUCAUAAUUCACAACUAUAUAUAAUUGAUGUCUCUCAAUCAGUUGAGCAAGAGCAUCCUGCUGCAUUCGACUUUCUGCGUUCAGACUUGCGAAAUAUUGAGAACUUUUUCUCAAAACGUGGUGUCGAGACACUAUCACUGAGGGACAGCUUCGAAUACGUCACUCGUGAAAGUCUUGAAAAGAAUCCCACUUGGGGAGAGCGUCCUAGUAUCGGCCAAGUUGAAGAAGACCAAGUUCUCUACCAAGAAUUACAGAUUUGGAUCGAAAGAGCAAUCAAAGAUUUCGAUCAAAAUGGCAAGGAAGACGAAAAAAUUAAGCAAGAUGAUGCAGUAUUCCUUCAAUCUUACAUACCAAGAACUUUAGACCAGGUCAUUGACCCUGAGCGUGAUGCUGAGAAGAUAAGGCGUGGUGAAGGAGCUGAUCUGAUAUAUGGAACAACGACUGGUGUAACUGAAGCGAAUGAGCGUCCAGCCGAGAACAUUGAGAGCAGUAAUGAUGAAGAUGAUAAGAUAAAUCAUGAUAAUACAAGUGAUAUGAGUAGUGAAGAUGAAGGUAGUGAUAGUGAGAGUGAUAGCGAAGAUGGAGACAAGGGUGAAUGGAAGGAGAGAGCACCUAGAGGCAAGAAACAUGAGGACAAAGAUACAAAGAAGGAGCGUAAGCAAGCAAUGAAGGAUGAAAAGCGUGAAAAGCGUAAGACUAAGAUACCGAAAUCUGAAAAGAAGCGUAAAAUAAAGGUUUCGAAAGGAAAAAGGUAG
This is a messenger RNA of Wallemia ichthyophaga EXF-994, 2520 nucleotides long. Its product is annotated as Serine/threonine-protein kinase rio1. Gene Ontology annotation, cellular component: preribosome, small subunit precursor; cytosol. The transcript has 8 exons. Gene Ontology annotation, molecular function: ATP binding; protein serine/threonine kinase activity; fatty-acyl-CoA binding. NCBI's taxonomy places the organism in Eukaryota, Fungi, Basidiomycota, Wallemiomycetes, Wallemiales, Wallemiaceae. Bases 1 to 2520 code for a protein of 839 amino acids. The record is from RefSeq and is a predicted model, not a curated record. Gene Ontology annotation, biological process: maturation of SSU-rRNA.